AUGGAAAGCAGAAAUUCAAGACUCUUCCAUAAGAUCAAGAGCGCCACAUCACAAGCACAGAAAGACCUGGCCAAGAAAGGAGAUGCUGCCGCGAUAAUAUGCGGCGACUUCAACGCCCAACAUCGAGAGCUCGGCUACACGACCACCACGUCCAAGGGAAGGGACCUUCUCGAAGACGCCGGCGAAGCCGAGUUCACGCUACUGACCAAUCCAGCCCACCCAUCAAGGAUCGGAACAUCGGUUGCCCGGGAUACAAAUCCGGAUCUCACCUUUGCGAUGCUGCCCGAAGGCGGCACCGCGAAGUGGAGGAAUACGGGAAUCAACCUAGGCAGCGAUCACUUCAUAAUCGAAAUCGAAUUACCGCUGGCUCAUCUCAACGGAGACCCGAACCGCGGCAAAACAUCAAAGCACAAGCUCGUCGACUGGAGCAAGUUCCGCAACACAGAACUCGGCGAAGUCGACAACAUCGACGAGUGGUCAGCGAAGCUGCUGGCCGCAACAGAUGGGGCCACAGAAGAGAUCGAGGCGCCCGAAGAAAUCGAAACCAUGGACCCGAGACUAGCCCAUCUCCUCGAAGCCAGGCGCUCGCUCCAAAAGCGUUGGCGGCGGCAAUGUCACAACAAAAAGCUACGAAAGAAGAUCGCAGAACUCGGCCGAGAGAUCGAGGGACACAGCAAGCAGCUCUGCUCACAGCAAUGGUUUGCACUCUGCAGCCAGGCCGAUGGGCAGCUUCACCGCGGCGGCACCUGGAAACUCCUCAGGCUACUGAUGGACGAGACCAAGAGCUGCGAAUACCACCGCACACGCAUGGCCCAAAUCCUACACACCACCGCUCGUCAACUGGGCGAAGAGGAGAUGUUCAAGCGACUCAACGAGCGCUACCUCCCCAUCACCAGUCGCGAAGACCACCCGGACUACGCCGGCCAGCCGAACCCCCACCUCGACCGAGAUAUAGAGGCAUGGGAAGUGCGGCUGGCGGCGCAGAACCUGAACUGUCGUUCGGCAGCCGGACCCGACAGAGUUACUAACAAAGCCCUACGCAACCUGAGCGACUCAGCCAUCACAUCGCUGACACGCUACUACAACGAAUGCUGGCGAGGCGGCAAACUGCCCAAGGCCUGGAAGACGGCAAAGACCAUCCUGCUGCCAAAGCCAAACAAGCCACCGGGUAUAGAGGGCCUGCGUCCCAUCUCGCUCACGUCCUGCGUGGGCAAAGUGCUGGAGCACGUCCUUAACACCCGGUGGAACCGCUACCUGGAGGCGCACAACAUCUACCCAGACUCGAUGCUUGGCUUCCGGGCCAAGUUGGGAACGCAAGACGCCAUGCUCCUGAUCCAACGAGAAGUCCUCGACCCACCGGGCGGGACUCCGAAGAACGACAACCGAGCGAUCUUGGGCCUGGACCUGCAGAGCGCCUUCGACAACGUCAGGCACUCGGCGGUCCUGGCUCAGGUGUCCCGCCUGGGGCUGGGCGCAAGAUCAUACAACUACACCAGAGCCUUCCUCUCUCGCCGCACGGCCAGGCUGGAGGUGGGAGGAACGAAGCUCGAAGAACGAGAGCUGGGCAGUGUCGGGACCCCACAGGGCUCGGUCAUCUCCCCGUUCCUGUUUAACAUCGUCAUGAUCGAGGUGGCCAAACGCCUGGAGGCGCUGGGCCCGGGGAUCCGACACUGCCUCUACGCCGACGACGUAACCAUCUGGGCCACGGGUGGAAGCGACGGAGACAUCGAAGCGGGCCUGCAGGCGGCGGUGGACGCCGUGGAGUCUGCGCUCUCGGGCACGGGCUUGCGGUGUUCGCCGCAAAAAUCACAGCUACUCAUCCUGCCACCACCUGGGAGGCACAGAAAGAAGGCAAGCCAAGAGGCAGCCGAGAACAUCAUCGUGCGCACCAGCGACGGUGUGCCGAUCCCGCACGUCCCGGGGCUCCGAGUCCUGGGGAUGUUCGUGGACGGCACCCAGACCAACGCCACGGCGAUCAAGAACAUCACAACCAAGAUGGGCAUCGCGGCGCGCCUGGUCAAGCGAGUAUCGUCCCGCUACCGGGGCAUGAACGAGAGGGGGCUCCUGCGUCUGCUGCAGGCUUUCGUUAUAAGCCACGCGGCAUAUGCGGGGGCCUUCCACCGCUGGACCGGCGCGGAACGAGCCAAGAUCGACGCCGCCAUCCGGAAGGCCUACGCGGGGGCUCUCGGGCUCCUACCAGGCACAAAGACAACAGCCUUGCUGUCUCUGGGAGCACACAACACGCUCUCGGAGAUCAGCGAGGCCCAGAGAGCUUCGCAGCUGAGCCGCCUGAGCAGCACAGCCGCGGGCAGAAGAUUACUCGAUCGGGUGGGAUUACUACCUCCCGGAGAACGCCCGGGAGCAGGACCGGACGGGGAGCCAGAAGAACAAGUCCCCCUGAGCGACGAGGCAGCGAGGAAGAUCAUCGUCUACCCGCUGCCAAAGAACACGAACCCGGAAAGGGAUGCGGGCAGGCGAGCGGCGAGAGCAGCGGCGCUGGCCCGGCAACAUCAGAGAGACGAGGGCGCAGUCUACGUGGACGCCGCAAGGUAUCCGGGAAGACGCAACGCCUUCGCAGCGGUGGUGGUCAGCGCUACUACCGGUAAACUACUAACGGCAUGCACCGUGCGCGCCCGAACAGCCGGCCAGGCAGAGGAGGCGGCGAUAGCCCUGGCCACAGGUUGGCCGGGCACGCGCACGGUGCUAAGCGACUGGAAGCAGGCAAUCAAGAGUUUUGCCCGAGGCGUGGUCUGGCGGGGCACGGGAGCGGCUAGGCCAACCAUCGCUCUCAAAUGGUUCCCAGCCCACAUGGGACGACAACUGGCUCCCGAUAUCGAGAACCGCAACGAGGAGGCGGACGCUGUGGCCCGUGAUCUCAUCACGUGCCGGACCGCGGCAGCCCGACCCCCCGAAACCAGCGGUGAAGAACGUGAAGACCUCGACCCCCUCACCGACUACGGAGGGAUCCUGGCGGCAUACAGAGAGGCCAGGAGAGCCUUUCCGCCCCCGCAUCAUGAACUAUCACGUGCGGAAGCAGUGCAGCUCCGACAAUUGCAAACAGAAUGCGUGCUAACGCCAGCAUUGGCCCGGCACGUAUGCCCCGACAUGUUUGUGGACGCAAAGUGUAGCGUGUGCGAACGUGAACUAGCCACCCUCCGCCACAUCAUGUGGGGCGGGUGUAACAGUGCUGUGCACAACGGGAACGGGCAGUGCCAGGACGCCACGUAUCCCAAAGAGGUGGGAGCUUGGAUACGCUCCGAAGACUCAACGACGCAACGAAGGCCCAUCCAGCGGCUUGAGGAGGCUCUGGCAAAGCAGAAGAGAAAGGGAGCCGACGCCCCGGACGACGGGAGCGGAGGAGCCCGAGUAUCCAAUGCCUAG
Dermacentor silvarum is the source of this 3381-nucleotide messenger RNA. RefSeq lists its product as uncharacterized. The transcript is spliced from 2 exons. Gene Ontology annotation, molecular function: catalytic activity. The record is from RefSeq and is a predicted model, not a curated record. NCBI's taxonomy places the organism in Eukaryota, Metazoa, Arthropoda, Arachnida, Ixodida, Ixodidae. Bases 1 to 3381 code for a protein of 1126 amino acids.